Molecule: messenger RNA, 1146 nt
Organism: Gordionus sp. m RMFG-2023
Lineage: Eukaryota; Metazoa; Nematomorpha; Gordioida; Chordodea; Parachordodidae
Exons: 5
Coding region: 1-1146 (381 amino acids)
Molecular function (GO): protein dimerization activity
Source: RefSeq, a predicted model, not a curated record
AUGGCAUUAAGAGGUCAUCGAGAUUCAGGUUGUAUAUUUAAGGAUGAUACAAAUGAAAAUGAUGAGAACUUUAGAGCUAUUCUAGAAACUGGAGAUGAUGAGCUCAGGAUUAACUUGUUAAAUGCACCGAAAAAUGCUACGUAUUUAAGCCCCACCAUUCAAAACGAAAUCAUUGAUGUGUGUUAUAAUUUAAUAUUAAGAAAGGUAGUUGCCAACAUUAACAAGUCUUCAUUCUUUUCAGUCUUGGCAGAUGAAUCAACUGAUAUAUCUGGCAUAGAGCAAAUGUCCUUGUAUGAAGUUCAAAUAAAAGAAGACUUUUUGCAAUUUAUUCCGAUUCAAGAUAUGAGAGGCACAAUAGCCAAGGUAUAUGAUAUGUUCAAGUAUCCAAAAAGAUCUAAUGUCCUCGAAAAUAUUCUGAGAUGGAUCCUACCACAUGAAUCGGAUGCAGUUUUUCUUAAAUUAUUUGACCCGAUAAUUGUUGCCUUGAAUGAAAUAUGGGGAUGGACAGAUACAUCAGUGGUGGCAGAAGCCAAUGAAAUCUUGAAAUCGAUUCAAGGUCCUGAGUUUUUAUUGGCCAUUAAUUGUAUUAACACUCUCUUCUGCCACACAAUAUUAUUAUGCAGAGCCUUGCAAAGAGUGAACCAAGAUAUGGUUCAGGCAUUGAUCUUAACUGAAGAUGCAUAUAAUGCUAUUUUACAGAUAAGAAAAAAUGCUGAUUGUGAAUUUAGAACGAUUUUUAACAAAAUUAAAGAACGUUUAUUAAACCAUAAACUUUUGCUAAGUAACUUUCAAAUUUUGUUAUCCUCUAAUCCAUCUGUGAACAUUUCGGAUGACAUUAGAAAUAAAAUUCAAAUGGAUAUAAAGCCUGAUAAUGCAUUAAAUGCACUGAAUAUUUGUAAACAAAUUGAAUUUCCGAACAUAACAAAAUUAUUUCAAAUUUUAGCAUGUCUCCCAAUUACGACAUGUACAAAUGAAAGAACUUUCUCUAAUUUAAGAAGACUAAAAACAUACUUACGAUAUACUACCUCGCAAAAUAGAAUAAAUGGUUUAGCGCUAUUAAAUAUUCAUCGGGAAUUAACACCAGAUAAUACUAAAAUAAUUAAUAAAUUAUCAAAUUCUAAAAGAAAAUUAGAUAUAACAUUAUAA